Molecule: messenger RNA, 3030 nt
Organism: Austrofundulus limnaeus
Lineage: Eukaryota; Metazoa; Chordata; Actinopteri; Cyprinodontiformes; Rivulidae
Gene: trap1
Product: TNF receptor-associated protein 1
Exons: 18
Coding region: 66-2237 (723 amino acids)
Biological process (GO): protein folding
Molecular function (GO): ATP hydrolysis activity; ATP-dependent protein folding chaperone; ATP binding
Source: RefSeq, a predicted model, not a curated record
UCUUUCAUCUAUUCAAGCGUGUCCCUGGGUCGACCUGUUCCUCUGCGUGUUGUGAAUAGGCUGUCAUGUCCCGUUGUCUCGCUCUAGCCCGGUUCGCACUCGGUUCUUCUCAGAAACCCAAUUCACGGUUACUGUCAUGUGCACGGGGACUGAACAACCGAAGUGUCUCGCGCCCCUUGACCGGAGGCUUGCAGGUUGGACAGCUGCAGAGGUGCAGCGGUCGAUCUUUCUUGCGGAGGCUGCCAUCGUCCUGUCAGAGCUUCAGCCAGCAAUGUUACUACAGCACACAGGAGGUGGAGAAAGAGCCAGAGAAAGAGUCAGAGGAGGAGCCUCUACACACCAUCAUCAGUGAUACAGAGUCUGUGCAAGGUAGUUUCUCUAAACAUGAAUUUCAAGCUGAAACUAAAAAACUUCUGGAUAUUGUUGCCAGGUCCUUGUACUCAGAAAAGGAGGUGUUCAUCAGAGAGCUGAUAUCUAAUGGCAGCGAUGCUCUUGAGAAGCUGCGGCACAAAAUGAUCACAUCUAGCAGAGAAUUGGCACCAAUGGAGAUCCACCUGCAGACUGAUGCUGCGAAAGGAACUUUUACCAUCCAGGAUACUGGAGUUGGUAUGAACAAUGAGGAGCUGGUGGCUAACCUGGGUACCAUCGCCCGCUCAGGUUCUAAGGCGUUCUUGGAUGCUCUGCAGAACCAAGCAGAGGCCAGCAGCACCAUCAUUGGUCAGUUUGGAGUCGGGUUCUACUCUGCCUUCAUGGUGGCCGACCAUGUGGACGUCUUCACCCGCUCUGCAGAGCCUGAUGCACCUGGAUACAAGUGGUCCUCAGAUGGCUCUGGAGUUUUUGAGAUCGCUGAAGCCAGUGGUGUUCAGCAGGGAACAAAAAUUGUACUGCACCUCAAAGAGGAUUGCAAAGAGUUUUCUUCUGAGGACAGAGUUAAAGAGGUUGUAACAAAGUACAGCAACUUUGUCAGCUUCCCCAUCUUCCUGAAUGGUCGGAGGCUCAACACUCUUCAGGCCUUGUGGAUGAUGGAUCCUAAGGAGAUCAGUGACUGGCAGCAUGAAGAGUUUUAUCGUUACAUCGCUCAGGCCUACGACAAGCCCCGCUACACGCUGCACUACCGUGCUGACGCCCCUCUCAACAUCCGAAGCAUCUUUUAUGUGCCUGAGUCGAAGCCGGACAUGUUUGACAUGAGCAGGGAGAUGGGCUCRAGUGUGGCUCUGUACAGCAGGAAAGUCCUGAUACAAACCAAAGCCACUGACAUCCUGCCCAAGUGGCUGCGCUUCCUGAAAGGUGUUGUGGACAGUGAAGAUAUCCCUUUGAACCUGAGCAGAGAAUUGCUACAAGAAAGUGCCCUCAUCAGGAAGCUUCGUGAUGUUCUGCAGCAGAGAGUGAUCCGCUUCCUGCUGGAGCAGAGCAGGAAGGAGCCCGAGAAGUACAGCAAGUUCUUUGAGGAUUACGGCCUCUUCGUCAGGGAGGGGAUCAUUACCGUCCAGGAACAAGACGUGAAGGAGGACAUUGGAAAGCUGCUGAGGUUCGAGUCGUCAGCUCUGCCGGCCGGUCAGCAGACCAACCUGAUUGAGUACGGUUCUCGCAUGAAGGCCGGCACGCGCAACAUCUACUACCUGUGCGCUCCUAACAGACACCUGGCAGAGCACUCCCCGUACUACGAGGCCAUGAAGAAGAAGGACAUGGAGGUCCUGUUCUGCUACGAGCAGUUUGACGAGCUCACCCUGCUCCACCUCAGGGAGUUCGACAAGAAGAAGCUGAUCUCAGUGGAGACCGACAUCGUGGUGGAUCACUACAAGGAGGAGAAGUUUGAGGACGCCAAGCCAGCAUCGGAGCGUCUGACGCAGGAGCAGGCGGAUGACCUGAUCGCCUGGAUGAAGAACGUUUUAGGGCCGAGAGUCUCCAACGUAAAGCUGACUCCUCGUCUGGACACCCAUCCUGCGAUGAUAACUGUGCUGGAAAUGGGCGCAGCACGGCACUUCCUGCGCACCCAGCAGCUGUCCCGCUCUGCUGAGGAGAGAGCUCAGAUCCUGCAGCCCACGCUGGAGAUCAACGCAGGACACGAUCUGGUCAAGAAGAUGUACGAGCUGAAGGACACAAACUCUGAAUUAGCUGGACUGUUACUGGACCAGAUUUAUGACAACGCCAUGAUCACUGCAGGACUGAACGAUGAUCCUCGACCGAUGAUUUCCCGCCUAAAUGAUCUCCUGACUAAAGCUUUGGAGAAGCACUGAUUGCUUCAUGCAGACUGGUUUAAGGUUAGCAGGGACCUGUCGACGGAAGCUGCAGGUCCUUUUUCCACACCAAGAGGAGCACUUCACUCCUGCUGAGGUAGUGCACGGCUGGAUUAAAACAGGAAAUAAUGGAAUGACAAUGAGCUGCUGUACGCUUCUCCAUCCACACAGUUCAUCUUUCUGUUGUCUUUUUAAGUUUGCAGCCUUUUUUCAGUGACUUUUUCCUUCCAGUCCUACCUGGACAUGUGAGAAUAACUUGAUCUAAACUUAUCUAAAACAUUUUAGACUAUAGUUACUGGGAGCUAAACAUGUUUUAAAUGUGGACAGUUGUCACUCCAACCUGGAUACUAGUAAACUUAUUAAAGAAAACACCAGAUGUAGCCAGAARAAAACAUUUUUUUUACUGCUUUUCCAAAGUUUGUCUGUUUUGAAGAUCAAAACAAGAAACUUCCACUUAAAGACAUCCGUCCUUUGACUGCAUCGAGCUGAUAUUUUCUUUAGUGAAGCACAGAUAUAAGGCCAUGAGUUCCAGCUUCCCAGCACUGUCAGUCCAUUCAAAGCACAUCGGGGCGAACUGAGCCAUCAGCCCUACAGCUCAGGCUACAUUUCCCUUUGUGAGCCAUCCUCAAUGCCUCAUCUUCUGACCGGUGGAACGCAUCAGAUGUGCUUCAAAGUGUCAGGAAAGCUUGUCUAUGUUGGCUAAGAAGCGCUGAGCCCACCAUUCAUCCAGAUCUAUGGGAAUGAAGCCUGAGGAGGAAGAGGAUGUAAGGUCAAAAAUAAAGAAGUGCUGACA